AUGACACCUGUGGACUUGCAGCCCAAGAAGAAGCCCAGUGUAGAGGCACUCUGGCGUCAGUUCUUUGCCGAGCCAGGCUCCUUCCAGGAUCUGCGUCCCAAGAAGGAAGGCAUUGCCAAGCGACCAGACUUCAAGCACAGUGAGAGCGGGCUCGUCCUCUGGCUAAACACUGCUCCUGAUUGGGUGCUCAAAAGGAAGGAAGAGGAACCCCUGGAGGCAUACCUGCAGGAUGACCAAUCUAUCCCAUCGAAGCCGCGUGUUGAGGUUGGGGGAGCAAAUGCAGCGGAUGAAAGGGGCCCCAGGGAGCGAGAAGACGUUUCCUGGACGGAAGAGCUCAUCAGAGCAGUCAAAAAUCCACUGCUGGGAGAGCUGGUUGAUGAUGCCACAGAUGAGGCAGAUCCUCCAGAGGGGUGCUUCAGGAAAGGGGAGGAGUUGCUGAGACAUCAGAAGCGAGGGCUGGCAUGGAUGCUCAAGCGCGAGAAACUGCAGCCGGCUGGAGGCAUCUUAGCAGACGACCAGGGUGUGGGCAAGACACUGACAGCUCUUGCGCUGGUUGUGAGCGAUCCCCGAGGGCCCCUGCCUGUUGAGCAGCCCCCUGCAGAGAGUGAAGACGUUGCUGAGGAGGAUGACACCCUUAAGGCUGCGCCAUCACCGGCAGGAGGCACCCUCAUCCUGUGCCCCAAGAGCACACUUCACUCCACAUGGCUGGCAGAAAUUAAGCGAAGACUGGCUAAACACUGGACUGUUUAUGUGUACGCUGGCAAGGAUAGGCUGGCCAUCACGGCAGAGAAGCUUGCAGCCUUUGACAUUGUGCUGGCCACGCCUGAGACUAUGCUCAUGGACUCACCCCUGAAGACACAGAAAGCGCUGCACCAGGUAGCGUGGCACAGAGUGAUCAUUGAUGAGGCUCAGUCCAUCAAGAACCACAGAUCACACAGAUCCGCUGCUGCAGCCCUGCUGCAGGGGCAAAAGAGGUGGGUCAUGAGCGGCACGCCUCUGCAGAACAGCCCCGAGGAGCUGAUCUCCUAUUUUGUCUUCCUAGGCUACAAGCCCUUCAACAGCCGCGCGGCCUUCGCCAAGCUUAUGAGGGAGGCAGUUGUGGUUGAAGAAGGACAGCGCAGCCUGAACAGGCUACGCAGAAUCCUGGCCCCAAUCAUGCUGCGCCGCACCAAGCAGUCUUGCAUCGAUGGCACGCCCAUUGUGCAGCUGCCCGGAAGGCAAAUGCGCAAGGUGGCAAUCGAGUUCAGCGCCGAGGAGAGGCUGCACUAUGAGGAGCUGACGGGAGAGACGCAGGAGGAGAGCGAGCAGGAGAGCAACACCGCAUUCCUCCUGUCCAAGCUGAGGCGGCUGCAGAUGGCCUGCAACCACCCCUCCCUGCAGGCCGCCCGCGCACAGCAGAAGCAGCAGCAGCAGCAGCGGGAGCCUGUCUGCAACGGCGAUACAUGGCAGUGCUCGCUGUGCGGCAAGCCCGCCGCCUACCGGCUGCCCUGCACCCACCUCUUCUGCGUCGACUGCCAGGAGUGGUCCCCCAGGGUGGAGCAGGAAUGCCAGGUGUGCGCCAGAACAGGGAUGCUGGAGUUGGUGGAGGGCAGCUCCGUGGAGCCGCAUCUGCGCCACCUGUCGUCCGCCAAGCUGGAGUAUCUGCGCCACGCGGCACUGGAGGCAGCAGCCGACCGCGAGCAGCUGCUGGUGUUCAGCCUGUGGACCGCCACGCUGGACCUGCUCGAGCCCAUCCUGGCAGCAGAGGGCGUUCCCUUCUGCAGGUUGGAUGGCGGCAUGACAGAAGCAGCGCGGGCGGACAACAUAGCGCGUUUCUGUGGGGAUCGGGACAACACCGUCUUCCUCAUAUCCACCAUGGCCGGCGGCACAGGCCUCAACCUGCCUGCUGCCAGCAGGGUGGUCCUGGUUGAGCCGUUCUGGAAUCCCUACUUGGAGGAGCAGGCCAUAAGCCGCGCAGAUCGCAUCGGCCAGACCAGGGUCGUCCAAGUCUUCAAGCUUUACGUGCCAGGCACGGUGGAGGAGAGGAUAUUUGAGCUGCAGGAGUGGAAGAGGAGGGUGGUGGAGGGCAUCAUAGGCCAGGCAGACCUGGGCUCUGCUGCCAGCGCAAAGCUGACAAAGCACGAGAUGGAGUUCCUAAUGGGCCGCCAAGAGUCUGUGGAGCCCAGCUCUUCUGAGGGAGUCAGCCAGCGCCCUCAGAUCAUCACCAAACCUGAGUCUACAACUGGAGAGGAUAUCGCACUCCCUAAUUAG
Coccomyxa subellipsoidea C-169 is the source of this 2250-nucleotide messenger RNA. RefSeq lists its product as hypothetical. The record is from RefSeq and is a predicted model, not a curated record. NCBI's taxonomy places the organism in Eukaryota, Viridiplantae, Chlorophyta, Trebouxiophyceae, Coccomyxaceae. The coding region runs from base 1 to 2250 and encodes 749 amino acids. The transcript has 12 exons. Gene Ontology annotation, molecular function: ATP binding; ATP-dependent chromatin remodeler activity.